Molecule: messenger RNA, 3743 nt
Organism: Callithrix jacchus (white-tufted-ear marmoset)
Lineage: Eukaryota; Metazoa; Chordata; Mammalia; Primates; Cebidae
Source: RefSeq, a predicted model, not a curated record
AGAUCCAUAAUACAUUACAUAGAAUACAAAUGGAUUCUAUGAAAUCAAUAUGAUGAAUGAUUGAUGGGGAAAGAUGGGCAAAUCAUAUAAAUAGUUAAGAUAUUGAAAGAUAUUUGAAUUGACGAUAAACAGGCAAAAAUUUGCUCAAUCUCAAGAAUAAACCAAAAAUGCUAAUGAAAACAGUAAAAUAUCUGGUGCUUGGAUAAGACAGGCUUGUAAAAGUUGCUUGUCUUACAAGACACCUAGGAAAUAAGUUCACUCAGUCCUGGGAAAACAAUGAAAGAUCUGGUUUUGCCUAAGAGAUUGUCAGUAAAUUUAAAAUGUACUUAAUACAAAGCUGCUGUUUUAAUGCUCACCUGGUUCCUGUUAAAAAGCAACAUCUCAAGGCCGGGCACAAUGACUCACACCUGUAAGCCCAGCACUUUGGGAGGCCAAGGUGAGAGGAUUGCUCCAGCGGAGAAGUUUGAGUUUGAGACUAGCCUGGGCAACAUAGUGAGACCCUCAUUCCCACAAACAGUUUUAAAAUUAGCCAGAUGCAGUGGCGCAUGCCUGUAGUCCCAGGUACUCAGGAGGCUGAGGCAGGAGGAUUGCUUGAGCCCAGGUGUUCAACGCUGCACUGAGCUAUGAUUUCUGUACUGCACUCCAGCCGGGGCAACAGAGCAAAACUCAUUUUCUAAAACGAAACAAAACAAAAGCAACACCUCAACAGUCCUCCCUUCCUCCAGCUGUGCCUCCCCUGCAAGCAUAGGGCACAUUCUAGUUGUGAUUCUGAAAGCCUAUUUUAUCUUUAUUUUUAAUUUUUGUGGGUACAUAGUGGAUGUAUACAUUUAUGGGGUACAUGAGAUGUCUUGAUACAGGGUGUUCAUUACCUCAAGCAUUUAUUCUUUCUUUGUGUUACAAUCCAAUUACACUUUUAGUUAUUUUUAAAUGUACAAUGUAGGCCUUGUUGUGGUAUCAAACACCAACUCUUGUUCAUUCUAUCCAACUGUAUUUUUGAACCGAUGGAGAUGGUGAAUGAGAGCCCAUUUUUGGGAGGCAGAAGCGCUCAGUCUGGCUAUGGGGAGCGACUGUCCCCUGGCAGACGGCGGGUGAAGGAUCCGCCGCAGAGAAUCCCCCAACUUCAACCGCGGGCCUGCGCCUGAGGAGCCGCCGCUCCGCGCCCACGUGGCGGUGCCUGGAGCUGAAAUGGACACCAAAAACACCCCCUGCGGCCCUCCCUUCUGGCGCUUCGGACCUGGGAGGGGGUCACCGGGGAGGAGCCCACCCGGGAAGAUCAAGAUCAGGCAGUGUCUAGAGCUGGGGAGUGGGCUGGGGUGGGGGAAGGAGGCGAGCAGAGGGGGCGCGCCUGGAAGUCCCCCUCAGAGGCUGCUGCUGUCAGGCAGGGUGCCCCCCGAGCGGCGCGGAGAAGCUGCCGAUUUUUGUUUUGGCAGGGCUGUCACUGUUGAGUAACUUCUGUGCCGGGUGUUGCUUUCAACCACGUUACCGCCCUUACGCGUCACAGUGAGGCUGAGUCGCACCCGGGCUAUGGCCCUGGAGGACGGGCGGAGGUGGGGUGGGAAGCCCCAGGCAGGGUCAGGGGUUGUGUUCUGCUCAGGUCUGAUGGAGAGAGGAGCACCCACCGCGCACAGGGCUGUCGCAGGGUCAGCGAUGGCAAGCAGGCCACAGUGUUUGGAUAAAACAGGCUCGUAAAAGUUGCCACGCAAGACACCUGGGAAAAAAGUUCUCUCCGUCCUGCGAGUUAGGCAUCUUACAACAUUCCAGCCAAGCAGGGGCUUCGGGUUGGAGACGGGAGGCUGGCACAGCAAUGGGGACAAGCUGUGAGCUCGGAUGCCCCUGCUGAGCUGCCAGUUCCUGAAGGGUCACCGGGAGCAGCGCCUGGCCCACCUGGUCCUGAGCUUCCUCACCAUGGGAUAUGUGUGGCAGGAAGGAGAGGCGCAGCCUGCAGAGGUUCUACCAAGGAAUCUCGCCCUUCCGCUUGUCGAAGUCUCCAGGAACUUGGGGCUCCCUCCUAUCCUGGUCCACUCAGACUUGGUGCUGACAAACUGGACCAAAAAAGAUCCAGAUGGCUUCCUGGAAAUUGGACAAGAGUGUCCAGUAGAAAAACUGGUCAGUUGGGUGUUAGAAGGUGAAGACAUCAUUUCCCAAGCUAAUGUCCCGGCUGGAACAAUGAACCUGGAAACCAUCAUCUCAUUUCCUGGGGGAGAGAGCCUGCAUGGUUUUAUACUGGUGACUGUUUUGGUGGAGAAAGCAGCAGUGCCUGGGAUAAAGGCUCUUGUUCAGGCCAUGAAUGCCAUCUUGCAGCCCAGCCAGGAGGCCCUGCUCCAAGCCCUGAAGCAACUGAGACUUUCUAUUCAGGACAUCACCAAAACCUUAGGGAAGAUGCAUGAUUAUGUAGAUCCAGACAUAUUUUAUGCAGUCAUCCGGAUCUUUCUCUCUGGAUGGAAAGAUAACCCAGCAAUGCCUGCAGGGCUGAUGUACGAAGGAGUCUCCAAAGAGCCCCUGAAAUACUCCGGCGGGAGUGCAGCACAGAGCACAGUGCUUCAUGCCUUUGAUGAGUUCUUAGGCAUUCGUCAUAGCCAGGAAAGUGCUGACUUUCUGUACAGAAUGAGGGAUUACAUGCCUCCUUCCCAUAAGGCCUUCGUAGAAGACAUCCGCUCAGCACCUUCCCUGAGGGACUACAUCCUGUCCUCCGGACAGGAGUACUUGUUGACAGCCUAUAACCAGUGUCUGCAGGCCCUGGCAGAGCUGCGGAGCUAUCACAUCACCAUAGUCACCAAAUACAUCAUCACAGCUGCAGCCAAGGGAAAGUGUGGGAAGCCAAACCAUCUCCCAGGGCCUCCUCAGGCUUUAGAAGACAGGGGCACAGGUGGAACUGCAAUUAUGAGCUUCCUUAAGAGUGUCAGGGAUAAGACCUUGGAGUCAAUUCUUCACCCACUUGGUUAGGAGGCUGCCCGUUCCCCAGCAGUGCAAAGCCCCCCGUGGAGGGAAGGUGGGCCUGGAGAAUGAGGGUCAGGGUUCUGCCUGGGAUCGUCCAGGAAGGAUCUCAGCCCUAUUCAUGUUCCUGCUCUACAGAGCGUCCUAUUCUCCCUGUUGAGAGCUGUUGGCUUCACAAAGGAGAGUUGAUGUGGCCAAGACUUUCCUUCCCUACCUGAUCACUGCUUAACAGCAAGUAUUGUGGAUACUUCCUCAUGCAGAACCCCCCAGAGGAGUGACUGUACCCCAUUCUCUUCACCAAGGAAUAGAAAACCAAUCUAAAUUUCAAAAAUCAGAUAAAAUUGCGUGUGGAUUCAUUACCUGGCUGAUUUCCUUAAAAAACAAAUUAACUUAACAAUUCACUAAGUACAGACUGAACACUGCCUCCAAGAUUAGAACAAGGAUUUCUGUGGUCCCAGACCAGCCCUCUUCUCCCUGAAUGUGUUGAGUUUGGUGGCAGGCGGUUGGAAAUGCUCCAGCGGUGAUGUGGAAGAAAGAGGAUGCUGACAAAUAAGGACUUGGAAGUCACCAGUGUGAAAAGGAGCAGUUAAUGAUACAGGGACAGAUGAGACUUGCCACUUGGUACACAGAUUUCCAAAUUCUAUUGUAAUGCGUUUCUUUAUCUUUAGAAGAAUUAUUCUCUCUUCCUACUCUGAAAAUCUGUAUUUGUAAAAUGAAUGAAUGGAUUCUUUCUAAGUAAACAAGGAAGAUGGGAAUAAGUAGUAAAUUGAUGUGUUUAGUGUGCAAAUAAAUGUAAACGCUUUUAUUGA